AUGAAAAUGACCACGAGUCAGCCCGUUCGAGCGACAGCAAGCUCCAUGUGGGCAAUUCUUGGUGUGGUAUUGUUGCUGUUGAAUGGAGUUCGCCGCUGCGUACCAGUUGCUCUGCAACCCUUCUCGCAAGGUUUGGGACCUGCAGGUUGGUGUGCAUAUGUCUUGUCUGGACUAUUCUUCAUCUAUGCAGAGGGGUACCGUGGCUUCCAGCAGAAGUUUUCACCGUUGGUGGUGCGGAGAGCAUUGCUGCUCGACCGUCAGCAGCCAGUUCUCCGACAGGUGCUUGCGCCCGCGUAUGCCAUGGCUUUUUUCCAUGCGAACAAGAAGCGCAAGGUGGUGUCAUGGGCCCUCAUAGCUGGGAUCAUGGUCAUUGUGGCCAUCGUCAAGAAGCUGCCUUACCCGUACCGAGCCAUUUUGGAUGCCGGAGUUUGUGCCGGAUUAUCUUGGGGGAUGGGCGCCACAGUUUUCAUCUAUGCCAAGUCACUGACGACGGGAAAGGUCCGACGGCAGCACCUGGACUUCAAUGCUUUCCUACACCAAUCCUUUUCCAGGGAGCGCUUCCUGGAGGUCUCCGAUGAGCCGGGCUGCUUCGUCGCCUUCUCCUAUGCAACCUGCAAAGAGGUGAUGAAUGACCACUCCUGCUUCAGUUCAAAUCCAUUUCCGGAUGAACGGCUCGUGGCGCUGAACACGAUGUCCAAAGCUGACCAUUCUCGUGUCCUUCGCUACGUGCACAAGCACUACACGCAGGAUGAAGUGCAGACUAUCAAGGAUCAGGUGCAGAAGGUCAUCGAGGCACACACAGAGGAGCUUUCUGUUGGCAAGGUGGAUGUUGUGCUGUGGGCGAAGCGCAUUCACAUGUCAAGCACGCUGAUCCGAUUGGGCUUGGAUUUGGCAAACUAUGGAUCGGAGGCUCUGGACGAGAUCAUAGCGCUGAACGAUGCCAUGGUUGCAUUGGUGGCCCCACUUGGCGGGGUAGGUCCCAAGUAUGAGACGCUUUCUUGGCAUUGGUGGCUCUGGGUGCUAAUAGGUCUGAUCCGCAGCUUCCUGCCGGUCUUGUCUAUGGCCUUCCAGCUUGGCAUUCCGUGUACAUGGCACAUCAUCAGGCCAGAUGCUACCAUCUUUUUCCCUCCCAAAAGGCCGCGCAUGGGAUUAUGGUGGAAUCCAGAGCUUCUUUCUUUGGUUCCGAGGUAUUUUCUCCUUCUUCAUGCCCUUUUGGUCAAGGGCGGUGAUGGAUUACUGAAAGGCUUGCGUGAGGGUGUUGAAAGUGGUGAUUUGGCCCUGGCAGAGAGUCUCACGCUCAUGGUGCAGCUGAUGGUGAACAUGACGUCGGCGAAUGCUUUGUGCUCGCUCGUGUUUCGUCUUGCCUCAGAGAAGGAGGCCUUCCGGCAGGUGUCUGAGGAUAUCUCUGGGACUGCAGAUCGCUUCAUCCAAGAGGUUCUCCGACUGGAUGCUCCUCUCCAGCGGAACCCUCGCAGGUACGUCAAAGCUGGUGCAAAAUGGACUGGAGGGCGAAUGCCCUUUGAGGGAGAUCAGGUGCUCCUUUUCUUGGGAGCAGCAAACAUGGAUCCGGCUGUUUAUAAGGAUCCGCAACAAUUCAGGCUUGACCGACAAGAGGAGCCGCCUCCUCUUACGUUUGGCAGUGGGAUGCACUAUUGUCUGGGGAGCAGUUUGGUCAAGUUGGAGCUGCGGCUGGCGCUUCAGCAUCUUUGCCGUCACUGUCAAUCCAUUGAGUUGAAUGGUGACUUCGAGCGGCUCGCAGAUGUAGAUGUUGGUAAUUGGGGCUUUCGCCGCUUGAACGUUCGACUAGUCACUGCUUGA
Symbiodinium sp. CCMP2456 is the source of this 1818-nucleotide messenger RNA. Lineage: Eukaryota; Dinophyceae; Suessiales; Symbiodiniaceae. The record is from the annotation of a GenBank genome assembly.